AUUCUGUGUGUUCCUUAUGCACCUAUGGAGGAUCAACAAUUUCCUAAGAUGGAAACUUCCCUCCAGAAAGAAUUCAUCCCUACUUAUUUUCAAGAAAAUUCAGAUGUGACCCGAAUUAUCAACAGUUGGGAGGGUCGUAACGGCCUAAUUACUUGUCACGCUGGAGGUAGUAGCGGAUCAAGAUCUUCAUCAUCAACAACAACUUCACCACCUUCACUAACCAAUGCCUCAAGAUUCCCUAACCUAAGCCUGCUUUUGGCUGAACCAGAGGGUGCAACCAGUAAGCAAAACCUGCCAAACCACCACCUUACCAAAGGCUCGGGUGACUACUGGCUGGGGACAAUGAAAACACAGCCAAUGAAGUAUACAGGGAAGCGAAUUGCCGAUACUACCAUCAGAAACACUUGUGUUUGUUCAUCAAACAAGCUGUUUAGAGGGGUAAGGCAGAGGCAUUGGGGGAAAUGGGUUGCAGAAAUCCGGUUACCAAGAAACCGGACUCGUGUUUGGCUUGGGACGUUUGAAACAGCAGAAGAAGCCGCUUUUGCGUAUGACACGGCUGCUUAUUUGCUAAGGGGUGAUUAUGCACAUCUAAAUUUUCCUAAUAUGAAGAACCAACUAGUGGCUAAUUCAGUAAAUGGCCACACUGCAGCUCUUCUUGAAGCAAAGUUAAAGGCUUUAUCAUCUCAUAAGAAAUCACCAGCCGACCAGGAAAUCACUCUAUCGGAAAGUUUAGUGACUGAAAAGUAUACGGGUUGUGACUUUGGAAAUGGAGAAAACAAGAAGCCGGUAGCAGCGGAAUCCGAUGACAUAGAAGGGGUUCGGUUGAGUCGAAUGCCAUCUUUGGACAUGGAUAUGAUCUGGGAUGCUCUUCUUGUAGAACAACCGACUUGAACAUAACACCGAAUUCGGCGGUUUGGGUGUAGUCUAAAGGGGCUCGAGUAAAUUUCAGGUCAGAAUUCCUAAACAUGGUUAGCUAAAUGGGUCACGGGUCAGCUUUGACUUACCAGCUGACAAGCACGACCCAUUUCAUAGAGGUGUGGAUUCAUAAUAUAUCUUCUUUUGUCAAAAAUGUUGCAUUUUCGCUUUCUUUAUUAUUUUUAAUUAUUGAUUACAAGUUUUGGUUUUGGUA
This is a messenger RNA of Helianthus annuus (common sunflower), 1129 nucleotides long. Its product is annotated as ethylene-responsive transcription factor ERF062. Gene Ontology annotation, molecular function: DNA binding; DNA-binding transcription factor activity. NCBI's taxonomy places the organism in Eukaryota, Viridiplantae, Streptophyta, Magnoliopsida, Asterales, Asteraceae. The coding region runs from base 25 to 891 and encodes 288 amino acids. Gene Ontology annotation, biological process: regulation of DNA-templated transcription. The transcript has a single exon. The record is from RefSeq and is a predicted model, not a curated record.